AGAGUUUUUUAUGGAAUGUCAGAUGGGCUAAAUUCCGUUGUCGAUUUUGCGGGAAACGAUCAUAAUGCAGCGGAAGUCAAGCUCGUGAAACCCAGAGAUGAUGAUGCUCGUGUGGUUGUGUCAUCUCGCCAAACCGACCAAGCAUCUCCCGAUGACUUGGUCGCUCUUGCACAACAAUUAAGUGCAGCUAGUGGAUUAGUAAAAACAAGAGCUUGCGAUCGUCUGAGGGGUAUAGCUGAGCAAAUGGAGCAGUUGCAAAAGGCUGCCGUGAAGAUUCUAGAGGAAGCAAAACGAGAUGAAGAGUUGCACAGUGUGCCAUGUAACGUUCAGAAGCAUCCCGGGCGUGUCUACCAUCUGUACCGCAGAAGUGACGGCUCCAAGUACUUUUCGCUACUGUCGCCUGAGGAGUGGUCAAGAGACGACAAGACUAAAGAGUAUGUCGCUUCUUACCGUAUGGAAAUGGAUCGCAGUUUCACGCCAAUGGCUGAAGUUGCAAAAAGGGAUGCUCAGUUCCGAAGUUUGGAGGCCUUCCUCAAACAAUCCAAAUUCAAGAAUGAGUUCAACAUGGGCAUGAUUUUGAGCGCCGAACAAUCUGGCUCGUAAUUGUAUAUUGUACAGUCUGUUUUCUAGGUUUAUCAUUAUAGAAUUUUGUUGUGGAUCUGUUUAUAAUAAGAGGAGUAAAGUGUCAUUUAUGCAUGUACAAUAAAGC
Messenger RNA from Cylicocyclus nassatus, 709 nucleotides. Lineage: Eukaryota; Metazoa; Nematoda; Chromadorea; Rhabditida; Strongylidae. The record is from the annotation of a GenBank genome assembly.